AUCAUUGAUGGAUUCAUUUUUACUUUGUCUGUUUGUAGGUAUUUUAAUGAUCUGCAUGUAUUUGAUCUGGAUCAAUUCAAGUGGCAAGAAAUUAAACCCACGCCUGGCUGCAUGUGGCCAAGUGCUAGGAGUGGUUUCCAGUUUUUUGUCUACCAAGAUGAGAUACUUUUAUAUGGUGGCUAUUCCAAAGAAGUAUCAGAUAAGAACAGCUCUGAGAAAGGAAUUGUUCAUUCAGAUAUGUGGUCCCUUGAUCCGAGAACUUGGGAAUGGAACAAGGUGAAGAAAAGUGGGAUGCCUCCUGGACCUCGUGCUGGAUUUUCUAUGUGCGUACACAAGAAGAGGGCUUUGCUAUUCGGGGGUGUAGUAGAUAUGGAAAUGAAAGGUGAUGUGUUAAUGAGUUUAUUCUUGAAUGAGCUUUAUGGCUUCCAGUUAGACACCCGUCGAUGGUACCCACUAGAGUUAAGGAAGGAGAAGUCAACUAAAGAUAAGACAAAAAAGAGGUCAGAACAAGAUAGUAAUGGUUGCUCUACUGACAAUAAGAAUAAUCUGGUUGACCUAGAAGAUCGAGGAGCAAAUGAAAUGCAUGAAGACUCAGAUAACUAUGAAGAAGCACUCAAUGCGGAAAGUGGCAUUAAUGAAACAUCUCAUCAUAUGACGAGGAAUCUUACCAUUGAUGAUAAAAUGCCUCGUGAAAAUAUUGUUAGUUCCGAUCAGAAAACAUUCACUGCAUAUGAGGUGGUGAAACCUUGUGGACGUAUCAAUUCUUGCAUGGUUGUGGGGAAAGAUACAUUAUACAUUUAUGGGGGCAUGAUGGAGGUCAGAGAUCGAGAAGUUUCACUUGAUGAUCUCUACACUCUUAAUCUCAGCAAACUUGAUGAGUGGAAGUGCCUGAUACCGGCAUCUGAAUCUGAAUGGUUAGAAGCUUCAGAGGAUGAAGAUGAGGAUGAGGAUGGGGAUGAGGAUGAUACAGAAGAUGGAGAAAGCAAUAGUGGGAGCGACAGUGAUGAAACAGAUGAUGACAUUGACAACAAUCUUGAGCCUGUGAAAGAUGUUGCAAAAUCAAUUGAUGUGGGAGAUGCUGUUGCCAUAUUGAAGGGUGGGGGAAAAAAUCUCCGCAGAAAGGAGAAACGAGCAAGGAUAGAACAGAUCAGGGCCAAUCUUGGCCUCUCAGAUUCACAGAGGACUCCAAUGCCUGGAGAAUCUUUGAAGGAUUUUUUUAGACGGACGAAUUUGUAUUGGCAAAUGGCAGCCCAUGAGCACACUCAACACACUGGAAAGGAGCUCCGCAAAGAUGGGUUUGAUCUUGCAGAAGCUCGAUACAAGGAGCUCAAACCUAUCCUUGAUGAGUUGGCCAUACUAGAAUCUGAGCAGAAGGCUGAGGAGGAAGAAGCAGGAGAGACUAGUUCUAGAAAGAGAGGUAACAAGAAAAUAGGGAAGAAGCCUCAAAGGUAGCUGUCAUCUCAAGGCUUGGUCACCUGUAUCUGUUUGCUAUAGUUUGAUACCGCGAGUGUUGCAUCUCUAUUCUCAGUAAGGUGCAAUUUGGUGGUAUGAGGAUCCGAUUUUAUGCCGUUAAAUUACACACUACACAUUUGCAUAUGUGUGUACUUGUCAAGGUGGUGUGUUGAACAGCUGAUGAACCUGAUAGGACCUAAGGUGGUCAAGUUGGUUGCUGUCUUGUACAUCAUGAUUUUGCAUUAGCACUCAUCGAAGCACACUAGCCAUUUGAUAGUCCUGAUAUUUUGUGGUAGAAGGUAGAAUAAUUGUCUGCAAUUCAUAUGUUAUUCUUAAUAUCUAAAUGACAAUGACCAGUUGCAUCUCCUGGUCCUGAUUUUUUUUUUUUAUUGACACUUUCAGAUCACAAUGGACUAUUAAUUUAUGUUUUGAGAUUUUUUUUUC
Macadamia integrifolia is the source of this 1896-nucleotide messenger RNA. RefSeq names its product kelch domain-containing protein 4. The transcript has 13 exons. NCBI's taxonomy places the organism in Eukaryota, Viridiplantae, Streptophyta, Magnoliopsida, Proteales, Proteaceae. Gene Ontology annotation, molecular function: protein binding. The annotation marks the transcript as partial. The record is from RefSeq and is a predicted model, not a curated record.